AUGGAAUCCUCCGAUUUGACCACACAAAGCACCCAAAAGCCUGGUGACUCUCCUCUCUCACACAGUCCUUCAUCCCCUCGUUCGUCUCGAGGAGAGCCACACCGCAUGUCUUCUCCGAGCGCAGAGCAAGGGCCGGCUGCGACACCUAGUCACGGCGGCCAAUCCUACCCAUUCAAUGAAUGCACGCCCAUCGUGUCGAACAGCGAUUCAUCCCGGCGAAAUUAUCGAUCCACGGAUGGACUCAGGAACCGCGAAACGGGGUCCGUGAAUAGCCAUGCCGGGAUCCAGGAACGGCGAGAUGCAAGACCAACCGAUCAACAGGCCCCCCAGUCAGAUGCGGAGGAGCCGCACGCCUCCUGGUACCGGCGAGUGGCCGAGAAGUACGGCAGCUUAGAGCUAGAAAAUAAGGGCAGUGUUGCCCGAGAUCAUCUUGCUUUGGAGCGUACAUUCCUUGCCUGGCUGAGAACUUCGCUGGCGUUUGCAUCCAUUGGAAUAGCUGUAACCCAGCUGUUCCGUUUGAACAACACGGGGAACGUGACUGGGGUGGAUCCGUCGUCCCAAAGUCUUAAUAUCGAUCCCGCCAGUGUCGCUAUAUCAUCCGCCGCUCAGCGGCUCCGCAGCAUCGGGAAGCCGCUAGGAACCACAUUUAUCGGCGUUGCCAUUCUCAUCCUCCUGGUUGGCUUUCACCGCUAUUUUGAGAGCCAGUACUGGAUCAUCCGGGGCAAGUUCCCCGCCAGUCGUGGCAGCGUUGGGCUGAUCGCCAUCGUCGCUGCUGCGUUAAUAGUAGCUACUCUGGUAGUCAUUCUUGCGAUCUCUCCUGGCGCUGUCGAAGCAUAG
Aspergillus aculeatus ATCC 16872 is the source of this 837-nucleotide messenger RNA. RefSeq lists its product as uncharacterized. The coding region runs from base 1 to 837 and encodes 278 amino acids. The transcript has 2 exons. The record is from RefSeq and is a predicted model, not a curated record. Lineage: Eukaryota; Fungi; Ascomycota; Eurotiomycetes; Eurotiales; Aspergillaceae.